CCGGAUUUUUAUGUUUCCUAGCGGUUCGUGGUCUUUCGCUCUCUGUACCAGAAGCUUGCUCAGUUGAGUUGGACGCUUCCGUCAUCCCUUGUUUUAUUCAACAGGACGGGGAAUGGCCGAGAAUGGUUUGUCUGCAUUUGUGGUGGCAGAUAGUCCUCUGCUAAAGGGUCCGAAUACUUUGGAAAGGAGAGUGGACUCAUUCAACGGCUGGCACUAUUCUAGUGUAGUAACAGGCAGAGAUCUGGCAGAAGAUGGGUUUUUCUGUAUUGGCAAUCAACAGCUCGUCUGCUAUGGGUGCAAGUUUACUGCUUCAAUUGACCCUAACUGUGACUCAAGGAUUAACCACUGGCUUUGGUCUCCGAGCUGCUCCCUUUCCAACAAGGUAGAGAGGGAUCGUUUCUUUGCUUUAGAGAGGAAUCGUGUGCUGACAUAUCCCGAGGACUGGAAAUCCAUUUGUUGCUUAAGCCAGAGUGACCUAGCAAGAUCGGGCUUUUGUUUUGUUGGACGCGAUCGUAUUCCUGUUGUUGAUUCUGUCUGGUGCUUUUCAUGUAAUGUACGGUUAUGGAAAUGGAAGCAGCAUGAUAAGCCGUGGGAAACACACAAAGAAGGGUGUGGCCUGGCUCGGUUGUUGGAAUAUCAAGGUGAAGACGCCGUCAUGACAAGUGGAUACAGUUCAUGUGAGACCAGCAAUGGUGAAGUCAAUUACGAUGUGCCUACAAUGCCACCAGACUGAUCAAUGCUGAACAGGUGUUGUUGCAAAGUGUAGCCUUUAUAGGGAGUAAUGUAUGGGCAUAUUGUCGGGACAUAUUGACUAAUGGUUCGGUGUCAUGACAGAAAUGCAUGUUUGUAUGAGUUUUGUUUGUAUUAUUGCCAUUUCCGUAGUCUUGUUGAGACACCUUUUUAUGUUUACUUUAUUUGUAUUUUAUAUUUCCAUACUUAGGAGGAUAUUCGGUACAAGAAUGUAAUUCCACAUAGAACCAA
Messenger RNA from Corticium candelabrum, 981 nucleotides. Its product is annotated as putative inhibitor of apoptosis. Gene Ontology annotation, biological process: negative regulation of apoptotic process; positive regulation of protein ubiquitination; regulation of cell cycle. The transcript has 2 exons. The record is from RefSeq and is a predicted model, not a curated record. The coding region runs from base 113 to 733 and encodes 206 amino acids. Lineage: Eukaryota; Metazoa; Porifera; Homoscleromorpha; Homosclerophorida; Plakinidae. Gene Ontology annotation, molecular function: cysteine-type endopeptidase inhibitor activity involved in apoptotic process; ubiquitin protein ligase activity. Gene Ontology annotation, cellular component: cytoplasm; nucleus.